UAACCCGAGCACUCAAAUGCCAAAAUGAAACCGGAAGAAACAGGAAGUAGGUCAGGGAGGACAAUAAUAGGGUUACACCCAAGCGUGGGUUUCCAAGGCGCGGAAUCUUCCGUACACACCGAUUUAAAGCGGCGAGGAAGGGACCCUGGGACCAUGGCUUUCCCUGAACCAAAGCCGCGGCCACCGGAGCUGCCGCAGAAACGGUUGAAGACGCUGGACUGCGGGCAAGGGGCGGUGCGAGCCGUACGAUUUAACGUGGAUGGCAAUUACUGCCUGACGUGCGGCAGCGACAAGACCCUGAAACUAUGGAAUCCACUUCGGGGGACGCUGCUGCGGACGUACAGCGGCCACGGCUACGAGGUGUUGGAUGCGGCCGGCUCCUUUGACAACAGCAGCCUCUGCUCCGGCGGCGGAGACAAGGCGGUGGUCCUGUGGGAUGUGGCAUCGGGGCAGGUCGUGCGCAAAUUCCGGGGCCACGCAGGGAAGGUGAACACGGUGCAGUUUAAUGAAGAGGCCACAGUUAUCCUGUCCGGCUCUAUUGAUUCCAGUAUCCGCUGUUGGGACUGCCGCUCACGGAGGCCUGAGCCAGUGCAGACGCUGGAUGAGGCCAGAGAUGGCGUGUCCUGCGUGAAGGUGUCAGACCACGAGGUCCUGGCAGGCUCUGUGGAUGGCCGCGUGAGACGCUAUGACCUGAGGAAGGGGCAGCUCUUCUCAGACUACGUGGGCAGCCCCAUCACCUGCACCUGCUUCAGCCGGGACGGGCAGUGCACCCUAGUGUCCAGCCUGGACUCCACAUUGCGGCUCCUGGACAAAGACACAGGGGAACUGCUAGGCGAGUACAAGGGCCAUAAGAACCAGGAGUACAAGCUGGACUGCUGCCUGAGUGAGCGAGACACACAUGUGGUCAGCUGCUCUGAGGACGGGAAGGUGUUCUUCUGGGACCUGGUGGAGGGUGCCCUGGCUCUGGCUCUGCCUGUGGGUCACGGCGUGGUGCAAUCACUGGCCUACCACCCCACGGAGCCCUGCCUGCUGACCGCCAUGGGAGGCAGCGUUCACUGCUGGCGGGAGGAGGCCUAUGAGGCAGAGGAUGGAGCAGGCUGAAGCCGGAGGACCUACCACCAGGACCAAGGACAGACAAAGAUGCAGAAGGACCGCAGAGACCAUUUUAUUCUAGAGAUGCAGCUGACCAAGGAGUAGGGGAGGGGCUGGGUCUGCAAAUUAAUAAAUAGAGGGGGGAUAAGGCCUCCCUGGAACCGCA
Sapajus apella (tufted capuchin) is the source of this 1258-nucleotide messenger RNA. It is a transcript of the gene WDR83, whose product is annotated as WD repeat domain 83. The coding region runs from base 25 to 1101 and encodes 358 amino acids. Gene Ontology annotation, molecular function: protein binding. The transcript has 9 exons. The record is from RefSeq and is a predicted model, not a curated record. NCBI's taxonomy places the organism in Eukaryota, Metazoa, Chordata, Mammalia, Primates, Cebidae. Gene Ontology annotation, cellular component: catalytic step 2 spliceosome. Gene Ontology annotation, biological process: mRNA splicing, via spliceosome.